CAGUGUGGAGGAGUCGAUUACAGCUCCUUACUUUCUUCUUAGCAAACCUGGAUUUGAACUGGACAGGUGUACGUUACGUACCUUCGGAGGACUUGACAACCUUCCUGCCUAGAUGGAGUUUUCAAACAUAAUCCCUACUAUGGUGCACAUGUAGCUUUCUGGGUCUUUUUUUGGGAGGAAAAAGUCUGCGGCACACUUUCCAUUUUAGUGGCAGCGAGUAGUUUUUCGUCUGUUCUUCCUCGGCAAGCAAUCUUUUGUGUAUCUUUUUACGUUCAUCCGUCCCGUACCGGCUUUCACUUUUACGGAGUAUUUGACUUUCUGGCACUCAUGAAUUCGGAUAUUAAUGUAUACCUCGGCAGGGAUAAAUCAAGUAUCAUGAGGAAGAGAGCGCUGCUGCUGAGGAAGGGCUGCAGCUUUGAAAUAACAAGCUCUGCCUCGGAGGACUUGGGCUGCAGGCGCGGGGAAUUCAGCCGGAAACACUAUGGGUCCGUGGAGCUGUUGAUCUCCAGUGAUGCUGAUGGAGCCAUACAACGGGCCGGUCGGUUCCGGGUGGAGAACGGGUCAUCAGAUGAGACAACAGACUACACUCCAGGAACCUGGAGGAGAACAGAUGUCCAUCUGGAGAACCCAGAGUACCAUACCCGAUGGUUCUUCAAAUACUUCCUUGGAAAAGUCCAUCAGAACUACGUGGGCACGGACGCUGAGAAGAACCCCUUCUACCUGUCAGUUGUCCUGUCAGACCAGAACAACCAGAGGGUGCCACAGUACAGAGCCAUACUGUGGAGGAAAACGGGAACCCUGAAGAUCUGCCUUCCUUACAGUCCCACAAAAACACUAUCAGUCAAAUCCAUUUUAAGUGCCAUGAACAUGGACAGAUUUGAGAAGGGGCCAAGAGAAAUACUCAACCCGGAGAUCCAAAAGGACCUACUGGUGUUGGAGGAGCAAGAGGGGUCUGUAAACUUUAAAUUUGGUGUUCUGUAUGCCAAAGACGGACAGCUCACAGACGAUGAGAUGUUUAGCAAUGAAACAGGAAGCGAGAACUUUGACAAGUUUUUAAACCUCUUGGGAGACACCAUUUCACUGCAGGGUUGGGCGGGAUAUAGAGGAGGCCUGGACACGAAAAAUGACACUACAGGAAUUAACUCCAUAUACACUGUGUACCAGGGUCAUGAGCUUAUGUUCCACGUGUCCACCAUGUUGCCGUAUUCCAAGGAGAACAAGCAGCAGGUGGAGAGGAAAAGACAUAUUGGAAAUGAUAUUGUUACCAUAGUGUUCCAGGAGGGGGAUGACGCCUCUCCGUCCUUUAAGCCGUCCAUGAUUCGAUCCCAUUUUACGCAUAUUUUUGCCUUAGUUAGAUACAACAGUCAGAACAACAGUUACAGGCUGAAGAUAUUCUCAGAGGAGAGUGUACCCCUGUUUGGACCACCCCUCCCCUCCCCACAUGUUACAGACCACCAAGAAUUCAGGGACUUUUUGUUAGUGAAAUUAAUUAAUGGAGAGAAGGCCACCCUGGAGACGCCAACGUUUGCUCAGAAACGUCAGCGGACUCUGGAUAUGCUGAUCCGAUCUCUGUAUCAGGACCUCAUGCCCGACCUCCACAAGGUUCCCUUCUCUCCUCAGAACAUGCUGAACCGACGCUCCUUUAGUGAUGUCCUCCCUGAGUCACCCAAAUCGGCACGCAAGAAGGAGGAGGCACGGCAGGCCGAGUUCGUCAGGAUAGGGCAGGCACUGAAACUGAAGACCAUCGUACGAGGCGAUGCCCCUACCAGCCUGGUCACCACAGGAUUGUGUAGAAAGGAGCCCUGGGAGUCCCAGUCCUUCUGCAGCAGCUUUCCGUAUGAGAUAGUGUGCGGUGACUCCUGGGGCCAGUCCUUGCUAAUUGCAACGGAAGCUGCCGGAGUGAUGCUGCUGGAUGGUCCGGAUCCAGCUCUUUCAAAUGCUGAUACACCGUCAGUCCCUGUGCAGGUGUUCGAUAAGACCAUUGUGGUGAAACAGAUGCAUGUUCUUGAACCUCAGGAUCUCCUAAUCACCAGGGCUGACAAAGGGAAAGAUGCACGUCUCUAUGUCUACCGACUGAGUGCGCUCAAGAGGGGCUUAGAGGAGAGGCAAUUAAUCCGUAGCAAGUGCGACAGCCGAGAAAACAAGCUGGAAAAAACAAAAGGUUGCCAUUUGUAUUCCAUCAACACUCACCACGGUGUGGAGCUGCGCAUUGUGGCGGCCAUUCGCAACAAGCUCCUCCUCAUCACCAGGAGGCAGCCUCGGCCUGACUGCCAGAGUGCUGUCGCCAUGGUGACCGUGCCCCCCGAAUCACCCGUGGAGGAGUUCCAGUACAUAAGGGAGAUCUGUUUGUGUGACCCUCCUGUUGUCAUGGCGCUGGUGGAUGGUCCCACUGGAGAAAAUGACAACAUGAUUUGUGUGGCCUACAAGCACCAGUUUGACCUCAUCAAUGAGAGCACCGGAGAGGCCUACAGACUGCAUCAUGUGGAUGCCAAUAGGGUCAACUUUGUGGCAGCCAUAGAUGUGUACGAAGAUGGGGAGGCUGGCAUUUUGUUGUGUUACAACUACAUCUGCUACUACAAGAAGGUGUGUCCAUUCAAUGGAGCCACGCCCAUGAUCCAGUCCAGUGCCUCAGACUUUCAUUUCAGCUGGAACCAGAUGCCCAAUGCUAUCGUGUGCGCCUUCCCCUACAUCCUGGCCUUCACCACGGACUCCAUUGAGAUUCGGCUGGUAGUGAAUGGAAACCUGGUGUACACUGCAGUCGUGCCAGAGUUGCAGCUGACAGCAUCCAGGUCCGACAUAUACUUUGUGUCCUCCGCGCCAGUCAAUGCGGCAUCCACCAGCAGCUCCAGGGACACCAGCUCUCACAGCUCCCCGCAGACACCCACUGCUUACGAGAUGCCCAUCUUCCCUUCGCCCCUGGGAGAUGAUUCUAUUAGGAUCCCCUAUGGCACCAAGCUUUCCCUGUACAUGUCAAAAGAAGCUGAAGGCGAGGUGCAGGCAAAGCACAUCUACAAGAUCCCCCUCAGCAACCUGGUGGGCCGCAGCAUCGAGAGGCCCCUGAAGUCGCCACUUGUCAACAAGGUGGUGACCGCGCCCGUGCCCAGUGUGGCGGUACCGUCCUCGCUUGGCCCCGUCACGCACUCCCUCUCGCUCUCCCGCAUGGAGAUCAAGGAGAUCGCCAGCCGCACGCGCAAGGAGCUGCUGGGCCUUACAGAGGAGCCUAGUGGGAAAUCAGAGAGCACAGUGAAACAGAGGAAGAUCAGUAAGAAACCAGUGGAAGAAGAGCCGAAGCCCAGAGCGUUAAGGUCUACCAGCAGUGACAGGAUGGGCUCGGAGUCUGCCGACACAGAUUCGGAUGUCCAGCGGCACUGCUCAUCGAGCUCGGAGGCGGAGCCAGAGCGUGCAGGGGCGCGGGAGGAGAGCCCGCCCCUCACCGCUUCCUUCGAGGAGGACAUCUUGGACUUGAAGUGAGGACAAUCCUGAAAGUGCUUCUUUACUCAUGUCCUUGUGUAGUUUCCAUUUUUUUGGCAUGUCCUCCGCUCAUCCCCCACCCCAGUACCCAUUCACAACCACUCUAAGUAGGAAUGUUUCAACGUGUUUUUCACUCCAAUGUAACCACUAAGUAUUUAGCCAUGACAUCACCCAAACCCAGACCACUUCUUUCUGACAGACAGACACUUGUGCCCAAACUUAUUUUGUUAUUUUUGUCGCCAUGGCUUAAUACUUUGUUUCAUAGUAUAACUAAAAUACAGUAAUAUGUAUAUAUAGUGUAUUUGUUGUAUAUAUAGUAUAU
Megalops cyprinoides (Indo-Pacific tarpon) is the source of this 3793-nucleotide messenger RNA. RefSeq names its product GTPase activating Rap/RanGAP domain like 3 (gene garnl3). The record is from RefSeq and is a predicted model, not a curated record. Gene Ontology annotation, molecular function: GTPase activator activity. Gene Ontology annotation, cellular component: cytoplasm. NCBI's taxonomy places the organism in Eukaryota, Metazoa, Chordata, Actinopteri, Elopiformes, Megalopidae. Gene Ontology annotation, biological process: regulation of small GTPase mediated signal transduction; activation of GTPase activity.